GGAGGGGAGUGCUCAUGCGCUGCGCAUAGGACGUUUUUAUCCUCUUAUUCCGAUCUCAUUCAGAUAAACAUUAAUCCAUUUCAAGACGCAGGCCUAUUUUUCACCGAAAGCAGCAGGUGCAACAGUCCUGUCUGUCUGUCUGUAUUUACAGAAGAUGUCCUCCUGCGCGCUGGUCACUGCCCUUCUGACUCUCCCUCUUGCAGUGGGUUGGGUUGUUUUGGGUGACAGAGAGGAAGCACAGCUGAUAUGUACCGGGAAAGAAUUUCAGCUGCCGGUGUAUUCCACAUCAAGGACUGUGACUUUUACACCAGAUCCUCCAGGACUGAGGCGUGUCCUCCUGGAGAAAACCACUGUAAAGGACCCACGGUUUGAGUGGACGAGGGAUAAGAUGCUGGUCCUGAAAGAGGUGACCCAUGCAGAUCAGGGACUUUACUCCAUCAAACUGUCCUCUGGAUUCACCUACGAGACCGUCCGUUUGACUGUUUCAGAGUGCAUAAAGUCCUACCAGAGGAACUACGGUGAGAACUUCGAGUACAACAUCCCUGAAAAUGGCUCCUUACUGGAGUUUUCUCCCAAGGGUGCUCCCCUAGAGGCCAUGCCCAUAGUACUGUGGGUCAAGACAGACCAAGAUACGAGUGAUGCAGGCCGUGGUCGACUAAUAAGAGGUGGAAAGGUGUGGGUAGCUGAGAGAGUGACACAAGCCGACCAAGGAAACUACACUGUGAAAGAUGGGAAAGGGAAGGUGUUGUCCCGCAGUACCCUCACUGUCCGUGGCCAUACCUUCAAUGUCACCCGCUUCACCAAGGAGUCUCUAAAUCUGCCCCUUUUUCUUCCCGUCCCUCACACCCACCUCAUAUUUACCCCAACCCGAUACCCUGAUGAAUCCUCGCUGGGCCCUUUUGACCCCAAACCCCCCCGUGGCCCCGUACAGCUGAUCCGAGAGGGCCAGAUCACUGAUCACGACAUGCGGUACAGAGGCCUCAUCUCUCUGGGCAGGAACGGCACAACUAACGAGGUUGUCAUUGUAAGGCUGACCUCAAGGCAUGAUGGGAUGUAUGAAAUCAGAGAUGGGAAUGGCAACCUGGUGUCCAUUACCUGGCUGCAGGUGAUUGAAAAGGGGGGAAGGUGGCGAGCGCUCCUCAAAUCCAUCACUGUCCCGUCCGGCAUGUUUGUUUCUCUGGCUGGUUUUAUCUUGUUUAUGAAGCGAUACCCAAACUGCAGCCUCUCACAGAUCAUCGCUGGCCUCAGGACAAACCGCAACCCGCCUGCCAACCCUCCAAGAGUCAACAUCCAGGACUAUGGCCAGCCCAGUUCUGAGCCUUCGGGCUUCUACGGUUACUCUGAGCAGUCUGGAUCACCAAGGAAAUGGACCCCGAGAGCCAGUCCUACUCAUGCUGGCUACUCUCAGGUCAUGGGCAGAACUCCACCUCGUUUAUCUCCAGCUCAUGUGAGGGCUCAGAAUGAGGAAGCCCAAAGACUGACAUCCAGGAGCUCCCCUUGUCAUAAUGCUGCUACUCAGGACCAAUCUAAUGAGGACGAGAGGAGGGUUUCCUUUUCGGUACCUGGAGCUUCAGACUGUCUCCACUCCUCUGAAGAAUGUGUUCAGUUCCAGAUCAACAAAGAUAGAGUUAAAGGAAAAUCAAACCAAUCACAGAACUACUUUUCUGCACUGCCACUAGACACAGACACCUCUGAGUCCUGCAGUGUUUACACCUCAGACAAACUGAACUUUUUAUAGAGCUAAAAAAAACAUAAAGAAAUAAAAAAAAUAAAUAAAUAAAAGGGAGAAGAAACACAACGUGCGGAAAAUUUAAAGUGAAGCUGUUAUGGGAUUGAACGACCUCACCUGUGCCUUUUGCAUCCAGACCUAGUUGUAGUGACUUGGUAUCAAUAUUGCAUGUAAUUUCUUCAUGUAAUAUAAUUUGUAAUGUCAUUUUUCAUCCGCAUGAGUAGAGCACUAGCUGUCCUGUCUCAUAUAUCCCAUUUUUUCCACACUGGCUGAUGGUGCUGCUGAACUCUCCUCCAGCCUUCCCUUGCUGUUACCUACCUCUAGACCCUCAGGACCAGUGUAAUCUGCACUGUAUGUAUGUAUUUGUCAGUGUGAAUGUGUCAUUUUUUAGAAAUUUAAGUUGUGGUUAAAAAAAAACUCCAGUAAGGAAUAGUGUACAGCCUAAGCGUUUUUAUAUCUAUCAUGUUACCUAAUUCUAACAGUAACUACUGCUAAUUAGCCUAUGAAAUGCCUGCUCUGUAUUUUUAUGGUUCUGCAACAUUACUGUAUGAAGUUGUCUUUAACCUUCAGGUAACUAGUAUUAGUUAUAUAAGUAUAACAUAUUCCUUUAAAUAAUGCAAUAGUCUAUUAAUCUCACUUCCUGUACAUAAUAUUUUGUUGAAUAAUCUUUCAGUGGAAGAAAUUGGACUGCUUGUGCUAUGUUUGCAAUAUGAGGUUCAACAGUGUGUCAGCCCUGGAAUAAUAAAAUAUAUAUUUAACACACUA
Molecule: messenger RNA, 2494 nt
Organism: Sphaeramia orbicularis (orbiculate cardinalfish)
Lineage: Eukaryota; Metazoa; Chordata; Actinopteri; Kurtiformes; Apogonidae
Exons: 11
Coding region: 155-1738 (527 amino acids)
Source: RefSeq, a predicted model, not a curated record